CCGCACUGGAGGCGGCAGGCGGGGGCCGGGCGAGGGAGGGGGUGGCCCGAGCCAUCCGACUCCGCAGUUGUCUCCGGAGCGCGGGCUGCGCCGCCCGAGCCGCUGGGCUGGGACCCGCUCGCCGGUCGCUCCCGGGCCGGCUCUUCCAGGCGCUCGCCAGCAUGCAGCCCGGGAGCCGGCGGCGCACCCCGGUCCGCUGCUGAGCCGGCCGGGGCGGCGGGGACCUGCGCCUGCCGAGCCCCUCCUUCCUCGCCCCGGGGCGGACGAGCGGCGCCCCGGCCCCCACGCUUCGCCCAUGCAGCCGCCAAGGGAGAGGCUAGUGGGAACAGGCCGAGCUGGAUGGAUGGGUAUGGGGAGAGGGGCAGGACGAUCAGCCCUGGGAUUCUGGCCGACCCUCGCCUUCCUGCUCUGCAGCUUCCCCGCAGCCGCCUCCCCGUGCAAGAUCCUCAAGUGCAACUCUGAGUUCUGGAGCGCCACGGCGGGCGGCCCCUCCCCGGCCUCAGACGACGCGCCCGAGUUCUGCGCGGCCCUGCGCACCUACGCCCUGUGCACGCGGCGCACGGCGCGCACCUGCCGGGGCGACCUGGCCUACCACUCGGCGGUCCAUGGCAUCGAGGACCUCAUGAGCCAGCACAACUGCUCCAAGGAUGGCCCCACCUCGCAGCCGCGCCUGCGCACGCUGCCGCCCCCCGGGGACAGCCAGGAGCGCUCCGACAGCCCCGAGAUCUGCCACUACGAGCGCAGCUUCCACAAGCACGCGGCCGCCCCCAACUACACGCACUGCGGCCUCUUCGGGGACCCGCACCUCAGGACCUUCACGGACCGCUUCCAGACCUGCAAGGUGCAGGGGGCCUGGCCGCUCAUCGACAAUAACUACCUGAACGUCCAGGUCACCAACACGCCUGUGCUCCCCGGCUCGGCCGCCACGGCCACCAGCAAGCUCACCAUCAUCUUCAAGAACUUCCAGGAGUGCGUGGACCAGAAGGUGUACCAGGCCGAGAUGGACGAGCUCCCGGCCGCCUUCGCCGACGGCUCCAAGAACGGCGGGGACAAGCACGGGGCCAACAGCCUGCGGAUCACGGAGAAGGUGUCGGGCCAGCACGUGGAGAUCCAGGCCAAGUACAUCGGCACCACCAUCGUGGUGCGCCAGGUGGGCCGCUACCUGACGUUCGCCGUCCGCAUGCCCGAGGAGGUGGUGCACGCGGUCGAGGACCGAGACAGCCAGGGCCUCUACCUCUGCCUGCGGGGCUGCCCCCUCAACCAGCAGAUCGACUUCCAGGCCGCCCGCGCCCCCGAGGGCCCGGCGCCCGCCGCCCCCGACACCUUCCCCUACGAGACGGCCGUGGCCAAGUGCAAGGAGCGGCUGCCCGUGGAGGACCUGUACUACCAGGCCUGCGUCUUCGACCUGCUCACCACGGGCGACGUGAACUUCACGCUGGCCGCCUACUACGCCCUGGAGGACGUCAAGAUGCUCCACUCGGACAAGGACAAGCUGCACCUGUACGAGAGGACGCGGGAGCCCCCCGGCCGGGCAGCCGCCGCGGGGCUGGCCCCGGCCCCCCGGCUCCUCCUGGGCAGCCUCCUGCUCCUCGCCCUGCUCCCCGUGUUCCCGGAGGCCCUGGCCGCAUAGGACGGAGAGCGAGGCGCCUGCAGAAGGGCCUGGCUUCCCGGCGGCCCCGGCCUCGGAGGGGCCAGAAGCGAGGCGGCGCUGGCUGGUGAGCUUGGGGCGGUUCCUUCGGCGCUGACUUGGCUGCUGCUGCUGCUGCUGCCAGGCCUGGGGCUGGGGCGGCCCCUCGCCCUCCUGGGGGCCCCCCGACAGGCUGGGGUGACCCACUGGUGCUGUGCCCGCUGCGACGGUGCAGCCCCGCCGUGUGAAUGUGCACAUCCGAGCCCCAGGCCGGAGCCCCGCCACUGACACUGGGAAGGUCACGCCAGCGCCUCCCCAUGGCCCCGCCAUGCACUGAACGCCCGGCGACUGCUGCACGCCCGCCGUCCGCGCACACUUACACUCGCACACUCGCACACACUGAGCCGGCGGGGCCGGGGCACCCUCGCGGCUGGACCCCCCCCCCCCCAGGCCGGGCCUCCUGUCCCCGGGGGUCUCAGGGCACCCCAGGCCCCCGCCCGGGACAGUGCGUGUUGGCACGUGCUCUGAGCGACGCCACUCGUGGGCUUGGAUGCCCUUCUCCGGCCCCUUCUCCCGCGGCCCCCGCCCCCACUGUGCUUAGGAAGUCGAGUUGAGUUUCUAAAUGUCCACACACAGAACUACCCUUUGACUUAUGACCCUUCCUGCCCAGCAGGUGGCCAGAGCGCGGGCAGGGGGCCGGGGCCGCAGGGGGUGGGGGGGUGGCCUGGUGGACGGGGCCAGCUGGCCUGCCCUGAUCCUCUGCUCGCUCCCCAAACCCGCUCCUCCCAUCCACCCAGGUCUGCGUCGGGAGGGGAGGGGGCUUCAUCAGGCCUCGCGGCCCUGAGCAGCCAUGGCAGGGUCUCCCCCCAUCGUCGGGUCCCUUCCCAUGAGCCCCUGGGCCACACAGCCGGGGAGACCUCCCGCUGGGAGCCCCGGCCAGUCCCGCUGCUGCUGCUGCUCCAGGGACCCCUGCCAGCUGGGUUCCUCUCCCCAAGGUGCUGCCAGGCCCCAGGGGGCCGUCCUCCCAGAAGCCCCGCAGCCCUCACCGCCGGCCCGCCGGCCCCACCCACCCCCUGCCGUCCCCAGGGACCUCGCAUACACUGGCCCAGGAGGCUGCGGACCUGUCCCGCCUCCCCCUCCAAGAGGUCCCCUCUCUGCCAACCCCCCCGGCGGGCAGGCGGCCCCACUGGCCUUCAGACAGCCCCUGCGCUGGAAGGAAAAAGUGAAGCACUUUAUUUUGGUUGUGUUUGCUCUCGCGUCUGCUUGGAAGUGGGGACCUCCCCCACCCCCCACUGCGUCCUCGUGUCUGCGACCUGUGUGGAGGGUCCCCGCGUGUACAUACUGUAAAUUAUUUAUUAACGGCUACAUGCAAGUAAAGUUUGGGUUUUGUUUUGUUAUUUUCCUUUGGA
Molecule: messenger RNA, 3036 nt
Organism: Myotis myotis
Lineage: Eukaryota; Metazoa; Chordata; Mammalia; Chiroptera; Vespertilionidae
Gene: RGMA
Product: repulsive guidance molecule BMP co-receptor a
Exons: 4
Coding region: 296-1630 (444 amino acids)
Biological process (GO): BMP signaling pathway
Cellular component (GO): plasma membrane
Molecular function (GO): coreceptor activity
Source: RefSeq, a predicted model, not a curated record